This is a messenger RNA of Schistosoma bovis, 10958 nucleotides long. NCBI's taxonomy places the organism in Eukaryota, Metazoa, Platyhelminthes, Trematoda, Strigeidida, Schistosomatidae. The record is from the annotation of a GenBank genome assembly.
CAGGAUGAUGAAUGAUUUUAGCGCAAAGCAUAGAGUUGUUUAUGUGCUUAGUUUGUUCUAAAAACGAUUUUUCAUGGUUCAGGGGUGUUAUUGAUUUGCCCGUUAUAUUCAAUUUACAGAAACAUUCGUCGGUAUUUGAUCAACUUAAUAAGAAGGUAGUACACCUACGUCAAUUAUACACAUAUACUUUCAAAAAAAACCCAUCUAAAUCUCAUCGUAGGUGGUUCGGGUUAAGUAUCCAUCUCUUAAUCAACGGUCACCUUAUUCAAUGUCAGUACGCAUAGAAAAGACACCCUUUACAAAUUGCAAUGAGAAUCUUAUUCAGAAUCACGAAUUCAAUGAGGAGUCUCAGAAAAAUGAAGAUAGUCGCAAAUCUAUAGAAGUUGCCGAGUAUUUACUGGAUAAAAAGCUCUUUUUGUCUGCUCUCGAGUACUAUUUUGAACAGUUGGAGCGUGGUAAAAGUAUAAAACUUUUGCAUGAGUUCUUCACUAGUCCAAAUUUUGUUGAUAAUUUGAACUUAUCUUCUGUGGAGUCAUCCAGUUUGUUGAUGGGGAAAUAUCCAAGCCUAUCCUCUUUGGAUUCGUCAGAUAUUGGACGGAUAUCAGAUGAUGGGAAUACACUUGAAGAAAAACUAAAAGUACUUGAAUAUGAGUUGCGCAAGAAGAAUGAUGAAAUAAGUUCAUUACGGAAUGAGUUAACCAGUUUGGUAGCAUGCGGAUAUAAAGGUGAUGUACAAUCUUCACAAACUUCAGAUUCUAUUUUGAAUAAUCAUUUUCGGUCGAAUUUUAACAAUGGUACUCAAAAAACCCUACCUCAUGAACUACGUGCAAUAUCAUUUUUAAUUAAUGAAUAUUUUUUGGAACAAAAUUUUCGUUUAACUGCAAUACAAUUUGCUGAAGAAGUAGAAGAACAUGGUCUGCAUAGUCUGGAAUCAUGGCAUGAGGUUGCAAUAAAUUUACGGAAACCUCCAAGCUUAUUGUCUUUACUCAGGUUAUAUUGGAAUCCUUCUUCUGUUUCACAAUCAUCACAAAUUUCAUCAAAUCGAGAUGUACCAAAUUGUAAAUUUUGUGAAGUUGCUGUUCAGACUGAAUCUGAUCAAAAUGUUUAUACUGUUACAGCUGGUUUUAAUGAAUAUUCCUCAAUAGAAAUUCAAGCAAAAAAUGAGGAGAUUUCAUCGUUAAAAUCGAAAAUCAGUCACUUAGAAUUACAGUAUUCAACUGCUUCACAAAACACCAGGGAUUUACGUAAUCAACUUAUUUGUCUUAAACGUGAACACAUUGAAAUGAUAGAUAAAACAUUAUCAAAUAAAUACACUACUACGACAAAUGCAAACACCACUGUGAUAAAGGUGAGUGAUUCAGAUGACGAAUGCAAUAACCAAUCAAGCCUAAGUGACAAUGACAGUGUUUCAUAUUCAUCUCCUGGAAAAUUUGGUUUUACUGAUCGAACUAAUAAAUCUUGUCGUAAACUAUCCAAAGAGUUCUCUAGAUAUAUUGCUCAUUUAUUACCGGAUGAUGACCUAAUGUUAAAUGAAAUUAACCAUAAUUUUCACUUAACCGAUUCAUUAGACGAGUUUGUCACAUUUUUAGCUCAAUAUGUUGAAAAGAUUUUACCAUACUUAGUUGAUAAAGGCAAAUUAAUUUUUCUCCCCUUAUUAGUUCAAAUUAUUUGUUUACAUUCCAAUCCAUCGGUACGUGAUCAAUUUCUCUGCCUAUUAUUUGAUUUCCUUUCAACUACUUCGUCCCCUACCUUAUCACCUCAAUCAUCAUUAUUGUCAAUUGAGCAUAAAAUGUAUGUGGAUCAUAUGAAUCCACCUAGCCUAAUUAAAAUGAAUACUGGUUGUUAUUCAGUUGGUCGCAUAAAUCAUGAUGAAUUCUCUAAGCAUAUAUUAAAUGCUUUACGAUUAUUAGCUUCAUAUUUAGGUCCUGCUCGAUUGGAAGGUGAACUGUUACCGGGAUUAUGGUUACAAAUAAAUAAAUGUCCAAUUUCUGAUCUAUCCAGAAGGCUUCUUUUAGUGUCGGCCUGCGGUGUAAUCGCUCCUCACCUUCCGUCGCAUUUACAAUCUUCCAUAAUGUUAUGUAUCAUGGAAUCCAGCCUGGAUGAAGAACGUAAUCCAACAGUACUGGCAGCUAGUAUACGUUCUCUGUCAUGUCUAAUUAGUUCAAUGUCGGAUUCUUAUAAAUUGCCACAAAUUAUACGUCGACUUAAUUCAUUUCUUAUACAAACUGCAAAUAUAUUCAAUGAUCCGCAACAGUUGAAACUGUUUUAUUUAUCAAAUAAGAAUUCAUCAUCAUCGGGAACAACAACGACAACGGUGCAAUCAUUAUCUAAUCUCAUAUAUAAUGCUACUAUGAAUUAUUUCUUAUCAUCUAUAGCUCAAUGGUGUUUAGAAUUAGACUCGAUUCAACAAGUUCUACUUGAUCCAUGGUUAAUUCAUUUCGAUAAUUAUAUUUUAGCACGUCAAAAUACUAAAGAUGAGGUCGCACCUGAUAUGGUAUUGCUUUAUUUAAAUACUCUAUAUUAUUUAGCACCAUUUCUUCAUGCUUGGUUAUUAUUAUCAUUAAUAAAAAAAUCAAGUCCUGAUGAAAGUUUAUGGUUGUCUAUGCGAAAUCUACUUCAUGCUUAUCGUAAUUCAACUUCAGAAUUUGAACAUCUUUUGAGAAAGAAUUUCACAUUUAAAGAGCCUGACCUAGUCAAAUCUUCUCCUACUAAUACCGCCACCACCAUUACCAACAUCAACACCACAUUGGAUUUCAUUGAUACUUCAAUAAUUCUUGGACAAGAUAGCUUUGAAAUAUUAUCAGAAAUGAUGAAAUAUAUAUGUAAGUCAGACUUGUCAAUGUCAACCAUACCAUCAACAUUAUCAUCAAAUCAAACUGGUGAUUUGGAACAAUCAUUUCACGCUAGUCAUAUAUGUCAAAUCGAUAAAUGGAUAGCAAAACAAUGGUUUGAUAAACAUUUAAUCUGUAAAUUAAUUGACUUGCUGGAACAAUUACCUUAUUGUAAUAAUGGUGAUGUUUGUUUAAAAAUGAAAUCAUUUCUUGACUUGGAUUAUGCUAAUGGUUGUUUUGAUGAUGUAAUUAAACAUCAAUUUGAUGAAUAUUUCGCUUAUCCAUGCACAGAAACAUUACAAUCGAAUAAUUUUAAAGUAGCUUUUUCCGUAUGUCGAUUUCUUGUUUCAAUUGGUAAUGCAUUGAAAUCAGAUGGUGUGUCAAAACUAAUUGCACCACAUUUUAAAGUCAAACUAAUGAAACAAACAGAACAUGGAAAUUAUGAAUAUGAUCACAGUUCCAUGCAAACUGGACUUUUAGCUGGUUAUUGCUGUUUGCUUUCUUCUACACAAUCUAAAUCAGAAAUAGGUCAAGUAAGAAUGCUGUUGACAAGUGCUAUAUUUUUACAUGCACGUGAGGGUUUCCCACUUCAUUGUAUUAAUUUAACGGCUUGGUGUCUUUGUUUAACUACGAAUUUAGAUAUUGCUGUACAAGAAAUUUUACUUCCAGCAAUACGACCAUGUUUAAGUUGCGCUGAUAGUUCAGUUCGUCGAGCAGUAGCUAAUCUACUUCAUGGAUUAAUUGAAAUUCUACGAUUUAUCAGUGGAUCGUAUAGUAAUAAUGAUAUCUCACAUACGAGUACAACAACGUCAACAUUCACAACACAUAAUGAUAUUUGCAAAUCAAAUUUAUUAGGAUUAAUAUGGCCAUUUAUUAGUCAAGUAACUAGAGAUGAUUUAACUGGUCAACGUAAACGUAUUACACCGGAUCAAGCUGAUUGGAGUGUGUUAUGUUGUUCACUUGGUCCAUUGUACAGUUUCAUCAUGUUAAUAUGUGUACCAUUUCUAAAUUCGACUUUGUCUUCUUCCUCUGCUACUAUUGUUGCUGGUAGUGGUGAUCCUUCUGGAGGCUCUAAAAUAGAAAAUAUUCCUUCGUCUUCUACAACAACAAUGGAUACAACUUCAGCUUCAACAACAGAUACAUUAACAAACAACACAUUUAAUGAAUAUGCUAAUUAUCGUAUUAUGGCAUUUGAUUUACUUAGUUUACAAUAUGACUUGGUUGUCGGUCGAACGAAUUCCAAUGAGCAACUUAAUUCUAAUGCACAAAAUACAGGCAUAGAUUAUACAAUGGAUCGAUUGAUAAUUUCACAACGUCGAUUUUGGAAUACAUUAGUUAAUAAUCUUCUAGAUUUAACUAAUCGUCUUCUUCCGAUAUGUGGUGAAAAUUUUCAACAAAAUAAUAUAUUACCAUGGCUUUUUAAUUUAGCUGAAAUGAAUAAUUCUUUGCCAAGUUUAGAAAUACGUGUUGAAUUAGCUAAUCAUUUGUUCACAGUUCUUUCGACAGCUGCAUAUUCUGUACAAAAUGAAAAAAGUUUACUUCAGUGGUUAGUUCCAGGUUUAGAUCGUGUACGUUUAGAUUUAAUUGAAAGUGGAGAUAAUCGUCGUGUUCGUGAAGUAGAACAAUUCCUAUCUGAUUUAUACUCGAAUCUUCGAUUAAAUGAUCAAGGACGUUCUUCGUAAGUUAUUCCUACCAAAUAUUAUUUAUCUGCCUUCAAUCAAUUGUAGAUGACCUCCUCCUAGCAAGUAUUAAUUGAAUGGUUAAGACAUGGAUUUCCCAUGCCCAACCACCACCUACUUUGAUACGUGAUGCUUGCUGAUGCAGAAAUUAUUUGGAAGCUAGAGAUAGGCAAACUAAUACAUGUCAUCAAUCUAUGACAGUUAUUGACUGUUAGAUUGAGGCGUUCAGUUGAGUUUAGACUACCUAGUCGGAGUAUGCGAUAUUAUUUUAGCCAAUGAUUGGAGACGUUGGAUGAAAUUGCUUAAAAUCGGUCACAUUGUUUUAGAUACAUUCACUCUUUUUUACCGUUUAAGUGCUUGGAGCCCCUUAUAGAGUUACUGCCAGUCUCAGGUAUGUAUAAAAGAAGAGAGUUAGGCAUCCCAUAGAAAGGAAUCUUGCUAAAAAAAAUUCUAACCAGGAAAUUGCCGAGUUUCGAAAUUAUCUUCUAUUUUCUUAUUCCACGAAAUUAUCCUUCCCAAAUAGUAUUGUCUAUACCUAAUCUUUCCUACUUCCACUGAUACUGUUACUAUUGCUACUAUGACAUUUAUCUUGAUCACUUCAUCUCACAGUGUUGAUGUGGUGGAACAACUUGAAGUGAUGCACAAAUGUUCUGAUUUCUGCGUUGCUUAUAACUUACAGGCUGAUUUACAUGAAACCAAUGCUCGUCCUAAGGAUUCUUUUCAACUGCCUAACAUCGAGUAAUAAACUACAUAUGUUACAGAAAGAGUAAACUGACAAUUACAAUGAGACUACUUUGCAUACAUUAUAUAGAAAAGUGUUCAUUUCUGUACUAAACAUGGAUAAUGAAAGUUAUUCUUUUUUUAGAAAUCAAUUAACUUUUGCUAUUGGCUACUGAUUAGAAUCGAUAAUCCAUGUUUCUGCUUUUAUCAAACAUGUUUUCUAGACAUGUUUACCUCUUGAUCAAUAGAUAUUUCCAUUGAUAUUGGAUCUAAAUGAACAGUAUUAAUUAUGAGAGUUAUAUUGUUUAAUUAUAUACACUAAUAUAUUCACUGUGUAUAUUAGGACUUCUCAGGUAUCAUCGUAAUACAUGCGCACUGGUUUCUACAUUAAUGUUAUCACUUUGGUCAGCUAUUAAAUGAUAAGUUUUUAAAUAAUUUGCAAUUAUAACACAUGCUCAAAUUAAAAAAAAAAAAGAAUCUCACUGAUCUCCCAUGUAAACCCUCAUUUGAGUAUUUUAGUAGUCAAAAAUGAAAAUAAUUCGCUUAUUUUCUUAAAAUAAAACAUUGAAUUCUAACCCAUAUAAAUUAUCUUGUCAGUUUUAAAAGGAUAAAUUUAUAUUCCACCCAUAUAAGAUCUUUAACCUUGCGUUAAAUAUGAUUGUUUUUCUUAGUCAUAUUCAGAGAACUAUGAUACAUGGCAUUUUCGUAUUCGAUAUACUCUAAAAAUCAUUCCUGACCGAAAUGAGAAUUAGCAAUUUAGUGGCUUAGAAAAUUACAUCACGAACUGAUUUUAGUAUAGACAACCAUUUGAAACUUGGGAGCAUUAAAUAAGUGCUUCGUUUAAUUAUGGAACACCGUAGCAGUACACAUCAACGAAUCCAUCAGGGAUCGAACCUAGGACCAUAUGGCCUCUCAGCAAGCGCUGAAUCAGCAUCCAGUGGUUUGCUUGUUUGAUCCCAUCGAGUGUAUGAUAUCACGCAACAAUCUUUCAUUGUCAUCGAUGGGUAACUGCCUCACUCAAUGUGGCUGAACUCGGCUGAUCACGGUUAAACUCUUGCUGCGAGGCCUGAAGGUCGUAGGUGUGGAGUGUUAGUAACGUAAAACAGCUUCUUGGUUUUCAAUUGGCUGUCUAAUUAAGGUCAUUCCUUGAUGUAAACUAUGAAAGUCAAUAAUCACCACAAACGCUCUAUAAUAGUAGUUCUUCCUUUUUCAUCAGAAACUUCAGUCAACGUAAAAGUAGGAUGGAAUAAUGUGUCAUUUUUAAUUUCGACUAUAUGUAACCUUGAUUUUACAGUACGCAUCUUCUUAAAUCCUUGUUUUCCUUUUCAGCAAUUCGAAUUCAUCUGCCGGUAUACGUACUAGUGUAUCCAACCGUUGGACUAAACUAACUUCAUUCAAUAAUUCCAAUAAUCAUACUGUGAGUAGUACUAGUCACAGUACUGACAGUCAUAGUACUACUACGAACACUAAUACUACCAAUACUUUUAAUACUUCUAACAAUGGAAUAAGUGUUCCUCCAGCAUUCAACACUACUUUAGAUAAUAGUCAUAACUCACCACCAGAAAUUGAAAUGAAAAAAUCUCAAUCUCGAACAAAAAAUUCACGUUUCAAUUUUCGUCGACAUUAGUGAUAUUAAUCAUAAUAAUAAUGAUCACAAUCUACACAUGAUACACAGUUUGUUUGUUUUUCUUUCCUUCUUUUAUUUCCUUUCAAUUAAUGGGGUAACAUUCCAAGAUUCUGUAAUUUAUGUGAUUAUCAGAGAAAUAAAACAUACCUCAUUUUUGAACCUACUUUUAUGUUUUGGAACAAUGUUAUUUUCUUAUGAUCUGUACUCAUUACUAUUAUUUAUUAUUAUUAUGUAUUUUUAUUUAUAUUCAUGAUUGACUUGUAAUUUAUCUUCUUUGUAAACAUGAACAUCAAGUAUUUUACAAAUGAUACAACAUAAUUCUAAGUGAGUGUUUUCAUUGAUAUAUAUCUGUCUUGAACAAUAUCGACAAAUAUGAUAAUAAUCGGUGGUUGGCUUUCUUGAUUUUUUGGAUCAUCUAUUCAUCGUAAAACCAUGCUUCAAUAUAAGAUUGUUAUUACUGUAACUGAUAUGGGUAUUAUUGAAUUUAUUAUUGUAAUUUAUAUAUAUAUAUAUAUAUCCCUAAAACCAAUAUGCCUUAACAUAUCAGCUAGGCUGUGUUUUGUUUGUUUAUUUUACGGGUGAUAUUUUAAAUGUUUUUCUUUUGUUUUUAUCUCGAAUGUUAAUCUCCCCCUUUUUUUCUCUUACUUAUUUACUGAUUAAUGUUUCUCGUUGAAAGUUGAGUUUUGUAAAUUUCAUGUUUUGUCCUGUUUUUUUUUUUAAAGAACCGUUUUCAUAUGUUUAUAAUUGAAUAAAAAAAGAGAACGAUCAAACCUCUUAGUGAUUAUUUUAUGUUUAUUUUACGAUUCUUAUAAAAAUCAAAAUAGCAACUCUACAAUUUUGUUUUUGUACACAAUCAUAACAAAUUCACUUUUUCUAUUAUUAUUAUUAUUAUUCUUGAACACUUUUAAAAUGUUACUGUAUAAAAUUGAUGUUUAUAUGUAAUGUAUGUACGAAUGCUUAAUUGUUUUUGGUUUUUACCCUAUUCGAAUUCAUUUGAUAUUUCUUUGUAUAGAUGGAGGGGGAGUUUGUGGUGAUUGUUGAAUUGUUAUAGAUUAUAACACAGAUUGAAUUUAUUUAAGCAAUCAUUGAAAACUAGGAAAUACUGGAAAUUUGUUUUGUCCUGUUACAAGACUCAAUAGUGGUCAUCCAUAACCCACCGGCGAUGGGACCUAUUCUAGGUCGAAAUAACUGCAGAUUGUUUCUCUUUUUUUUAAAUUGUCUAAGGCCAGUUCAUAAUGUAAACUAUAAAAAUUCAGUGGGUUUGUAGGUAUCAAGAUUGUAUUUUGUAGAUUCAAGUAAAUUAAUCAUUGGGUUAAUUUAGUUCGGUUUCUUAUUUACUCUAAAGAAGUAGCCCACACCAAGUCACGAAACGUCAGAAAUACAAUUUUUCUACUCAUUAGGAUAUAACAAAAAAUAUAUUUAUUGCAUAACAGCAUUUCGAAGUAUGUAUUAAAAACACUUGUUAUAUAAUUCAGAUUGUUGUCUUUCGACUCAUUGAUUAUUGUAAUAUCUCCAACCGUUCAAAUUUAACAGUCAAUCAAUUAUAAAUUAAUUGUUCAGUUUGGUAUUAAAAAUGUCUUCAGUUGUGUACAUAUGACAGAAUGCAACUAUUUUUCAGUUCUUGACACACAGUUCAGUCCCGAAAUUCGAACGAAGCAAUUGUGCAACGAACUUUAGAAUAUGACAAAAUAAUAAAAUUGGAUAAUCUUAUUCUGCAUCAGUAAGUCUCAACAUACAUAAGGGAGAAAGUAAAAUCCUAAAACUCCCACAUCUUGACAAUAUUACCGAUGAACAUGGAGGAUCAGAUGCAGACGCAAAGGCAGGGAUUGGCAAAGCACGGGUCGCAUUUCUACAACUGAAGUACAUAUGCAACUCAAAACAACUGUCAACCAACAUCAAAGUCAGAAUCUUCAAUAUGAACGUCAAAACAAUUCUGCUGCACGGGGCUGAAACUUGGAAAAAUACCACAACCAUCAUCAAACUGGUACAAGUUUUUAUAAACAGUUUUCUAUACAACAUAUUCAAUAUCUGUUGACCGGAUACCAUAAGCAACAACCUACUAUGGGAGAGAAUAAACUAGGUUCUAGAUGAGGAGGAAAUUAGGAAAGGAUGUUGGCAGUGGAUGGGACAUAGAUUCCCAAAAUCAUGAAACUGCAUCACGAGGCAAGCGCUAACUUGGAGUCGUGACGGGAAACGGAAAGGUAGGCCGAAGAAUACAACUUGUCGGGAAUCGGAAGCAGACAUCAAAAGAAUGAAUUGCAAAUGGGAACUGGGAAGGAUUGCCGGGGGAAAAGGUGAGUGGAGAACGCUGUUGGGCGGCCUCUGUUCCUCCAGGAGGGGUAAUAUGCGUAAGUAAAUGCCUAUUUUCUACUCACGCGUUAAGUAAUUAAACCGUAAGCAACAUAGAACUUGGUACAUACGUGUAUCGUGUAGUGGAUUGUCCUCUUGAAAAUGCCUAAGGCUUCAUAUACUACUCGUUCUGAUGAUUGUUUCUAGAUAACUCCUAACAGUGUAUAAAUUUCAGAAGAUAAUACGAGGCGUUAACUAGUUUAUUAUUGAACAGCGCAUAUCAGUAAGUCACAACCACACAUCGAAUUCUAGCAGAAAUGCGAAUGCGAGUAAAUGCCAGUCAAGAAAAUAGGCGUAUCAAGAGUCGAAUGAAUUGAUAAGAUUCAAGCACACAGGAAAGGGAAUGACCACACAUUCACCAUUCAUCAGAUUUUUAACACAGGCAUACUUAUCGGCGUCUGACAAUGAGUUUUUCUUGACUUAAAAGCAUCAUUUGACUCCGUAGACCGAGUGGUUCCGUGGCAGUGUCUGUCAUCGAAAGGCGUACCUCAGAAGUACAUAAACCUUGUGAAGGCUCUUUAUUCGACUACUAGUGGAGUCAGAGCUUAUGGCGAACUGUCAUCUGAUUUCGCAACCUCAAGUGGUGUCCGGCAAGGCUGUUCACUAUCACAAUUUUUGUUCAACUUCAUCAUAGACCUGCAGCUGGGAAUAACGUCCUCGUUGAUGGAAUUUUCGGGCAUCGAUCUCCUUCCAGGAGAUCCACUUAUCGACUUAGAAUACACAGAUGACAUAGUCCUGUUUGGUAAAGACGCUGAUAAAAUGCAGUGUUUUGGUAGCACUGAGCAACAAUGCCAGGAUGUUUGGGAUGGGUUCCUCCCCUCCUAAAGCGAAUCGCUGCUUCAGUCGAACACGUCGACACUCCACCUAUCUUGGAAGUCUGAUUAACCCUGAUGGGUUGGUGUCUGACGAAAACUCAUCAGUGAUUAAGAAAGCUCGUUUGGCUUUUGCCAACUUACGUCACCUAUGGCGAAGGUGAGAUAUCCGUCAAUCAAUAAAAGGACGAGUAUACUGUGCAGCAGUUCGUUGUUAUACUUUACGGCUGCGAAACGUGGCUAUUAAGAGUAGAGGUUACUCGUAAGUUACUAGCACUUGAUCACAGAUGUCUUAGAAAUAUUGUUCGCAUCCGUUGGGAUCACGAGAUAAGUAAUAGUGAGGUUAAACGCAGGGUAUUAGGGAAUGAUGGCAACCACAUAAACGAAGAGUAAGGAAGAGAGCAAGGUGUCCUGAAUGACUCCGAUCCUUACUUGACACUCGUCUGUCAGCUGCCCCAAUGCACGACUUUGUAGUGUAGUGCAUCGUAUCAAUUCCGUAUGAUAAUGACGAUCCUAUCAGGCACAUCAGUGUCGAAGAAGUUUCUAUAAUGUUCUCCUAUCCACACUGUCGAAUGCUUCCUCAUAAUCAAAGAAGUUAAUGUGUGGUGACGAGCUCCACUCAACUGAUUUGUUCAACGAUCAUCAGUAGUGUCGCGAUUAGGUCUGUGCACGACCGAUCCUUACCAAAUCCAGCCUGUUGGUUUCGAAGUUGGGUGUCUACUAAAUCUUUCUCUCGGUUCAGCAACAUUCUGUUGAAAACCUUUCCUGGUACUGAUAGUAGCGUGAUUCCUCUGUAGUUUUCACAUUCGCUCAGAUCUCCUUUCCUUAGUAAUUUGAUUAGAUAUCCUUUCCAUUCUGUUGGCACUUGUUCCUCCUCCCAAAUCUUCCCCAAUAGAACGUGGGACAUGUUUGUAGCUGAGUUUGUGUCUGACUUGAGUGC